This is a messenger RNA of Trachymyrmex septentrionalis, 628 nucleotides long. RefSeq names its product active regulator of SIRT1-like. Gene Ontology annotation, cellular component: nucleolus. The transcript is spliced from 4 exons. The coding region runs from base 135 to 563 and encodes 142 amino acids. The record is from RefSeq and is a predicted model, not a curated record. Gene Ontology annotation, molecular function: enzyme binding. Lineage: Eukaryota; Metazoa; Arthropoda; Insecta; Hymenoptera; Formicidae.
GUUCUGGAAUACCGUAUCGUCAGUAUCGUGUCUUUCGGCAGUUUGUCGGUGUAAUUUUAUCGAUAAUGUUUUUUAGCAAUUUAACGAAUAAUCUACGUUAUUAUAUAAAUUAAGUUACAUCGUGAUAUAGAGAAAUGUCUAAUUCACUCGUGCAUAAAAGUUUAGAAUUAUUGGGUUAUGAAGAAGAUUCACAGAGAGAACAAAGAAAGAAGAAGAAACGUAAGGAUAUCAGAUAUAAAGGAGCCUUAGAUUUAAUUCCCACUAAACAUAGGAUAAUCUCUAAAAACGACAAGACAGAUCUUGAUACUAUUUUGAAUCGAUCCAGCAAAACUACCGUUUAUGAGACUCAGAAACGCUUAGCCACUUUAAAAGAUCCUACUGAUGAAAAUGUACAAAGGCUCCUUUUAUUCAGCAGUAAUCGGAUAAAUGCUGAAACAGCAAAUAUUUUGUUGCAACGUGCUGUAGGAAAGAAAUACAUUCAACAAGAAAAACUCAAGAAAUCAGAAGAAACAGCUUUUACAGAAGAAGAUUUCAAGAACUUUGAACAAGAAUAUAUAGAAUAAUAUUGAUAAUGACACUGAAUUGUAAGGAAUAGCACAAUGUGUAAACAACAAAAUCAAAAUAGAAA